Oreochromis aureus is the source of this 988-nucleotide messenger RNA. RefSeq names its product fibronectin type III domain containing 5b (gene fndc5b). The transcript has 6 exons. Lineage: Eukaryota; Metazoa; Chordata; Actinopteri; Cichliformes; Cichlidae. The record is from RefSeq and is a predicted model, not a curated record. The coding region runs from base 1 to 624 and encodes 207 amino acids. Gene Ontology annotation, molecular function: protein binding.
AUGGCUAAACCAGGCUUGUCUGCGGCGGUGCUGCUGCUCCUGCUGGGCUUCCUCUCAGCGUCCUCCGUUAAUGCCGACACCCUGCUGUCAGCACCACUCAAUGUGACCAUCAGAGAACUCGAGGUUAACUCUGCUGUGGUUACGUGGGAAAUCUUGGAGGGAGACCCUGUCAUCGGAUUCGCCAUCACCCAACAGAAGAAGGAUGUACGCAUGCUGAGGUUCAUCCAGGAAGUGAACACCACCACACGCUCCUGUGCAUUGUGGGAUCUGGAUGAGGACACCGAGUACAUCGUCCACGUUCAGAGUAUUAGCAUGGGAGGAAGCAGCCCUCCAAGUCAGCCUGUGCUAUUCAGAACGCCAAAAGAGUCCGAGAAGAUGGCUUCCAAAAGCCCUGACGAGGUGACGAUGGAGGAGGUUGGCGACGCUGCCCAGCUGAGGGCGGGAGAACUCAUCAUCAUCGUAGUGGUGCUCGUCAUGUGGGCAGGUGUGAUCGCCCUGUUUUGUCGUCAGUAUGACAUCAUCAAGGAUAACGAGCCCAACAACAACAAGGACAAAGCCAAGAACUCCUCAGAGUGCAGUACCCCAGAGCACCCGCAGGGGGGGUUACUGCGAAGCAACGUCUAAGAUCAGCCCUGCGUCACCUUCUGCAAUAACCAACUCCUUAAACCUCAGGACAGAUCCUGAGACCAACGGAAAGCCAUUCUCAGAAAAUAUACUGAAGAACAGAUAAUCCAUUACAGAAACUCUUCUUGACACAAUGGAGAGCUCUGCAGCUACAACAGGCACAAAUGUGAACUUGCAAAAUGAAAAGCUGCAAAACAGUGAAAGAGGAAACACCAGAUGAUAAAACCCCUUUCACUUUUGUAGCAACCCAAAACUGGAUCGCGGCUGAUGCAGACACGAGAUAUUAAAUGGCUGUCGGUCAAGCUCUUCUUGACGAGAACUGCUUAACCCGUGUGUUCCGAUUACUCCACAUCGGUGGCAUCCA